CUGCCUGGAUGAUGAGGUACCGCACCGGGCUGAGGACGCAGCCAGCAGCCGCAGCAUCGUCGGCGGAGGCGGACAUGCGGACGGCGACCGGCGGCGGCCACCAGGCUCACCUGCAGUGAACCGGCGAGGAUGGCGGGGGGCCGGAGGGGACUUGUGGCCCCCCAGAACACUUUUUUGGAGAAUAUUGUCAGGCGGUCGAACGUUUGGACACUGUCACAUAGGCAGACAGACACCAACUUCGUCCUGGGGAACGCCCAGAUCGUGGACUGGCCCAUCGUCUACAGCAACGAUGGCUUCUGCAAGCUGUCGGGCUACCACAGGGCCGAGGUGAUGCAGAAGAGCAGCACCUGCAGCUUCAUGUAUGGCGAGCUCACAGACAAGGACACGACGGAAAAAGUGCGACUGACGUUUGAGAAUUACGAGAUGAACUCCUUUGAAAUACUGAUGUACAAGAAGAACAGGACGCCUGUUUGGUUCUUUGUGAAGAUCGCACCGAUUCGGAACGAGCAGGAGAAGGUGGUCUUGUUCUUAUGCACCUUCAGCGACAUCACGGCCUUCAAGCAGCCCAUUGAGGACGACUCUUCCAAAGGAUGGGGGAAGUUCGCCCGACUCACCCGAGCACUGACCAGCAGCAGAGGCGUCUUGCAGCAGCUUCAGCCGACGGUACACAAAGGAGAGAACGUCCACAAGCACUCGCGACUAGCAGAGGUGUUGCAGCUGGGCUCCGACAUCCUCCCCCAGUACAAGCAGGAGACCCCCAAGACCCCGCCCCACAUCAUCCUGCACUACUGCCUCUUCAAGACCACGUGGGACUGGGUCAUCCUCAUCCUCACCUUCUACACGGCCAUCAUGGUGCCCUACAACGUAUCCUUCAAGACCAAGCAGAACAACGUGACGUGGCUGGUGGUGGACAGCAUCGUGGACGUCAUCUUCCUGGUGGACAUCGUCCUCAACUUCCACACCACCUUCGUGGGCCCCGCCGGCGAGGUCAUCUCCGACCCCAAGCUCAUUCGCAUGAACUACCUGAAGACCUGGUUCGUCAUCGACCUUCUCUCCUGCCUGCCGUACGACGUCAUCAACGCCUUUGAAAACGUGGACGAGAAUUGGAACCAUCGAGCUGUCACUCAAGGCAUCAGCAGCCUCUUCAGUUCCCUCAAGGUGGUCCGCCUCCUCCGCCUGGGCCGGGUGGCCCGCAAGCUGGACCACUACAUCGAGUACGGGGCAGCGGUGCUGGUCCUGCUGGUGUGCGUUUUCGGGCUGGCGGCUCACUGGCUGGCCUGCAUUUGGUACAGCAUCGGCGACUACGAGGUUAUCGACGAGGACACCAACAUCGUGCGCAUGGACAGCUGGCUGUACAUCCUGGCCGAGACGGCGGGCACGCCAUACCGCUUCAACGCCAGCGGCUCGGGCAAGUGGGAGGGCGGCCCCAACAAGGACUCGGUCUACAUCACGUCCUUGUACUUCACCAUGACCAGCCUCACCAGCAUCGGCUUCGGGAACAUCGCCCCGACUACGGACGGAGAGAAGAUCUUCGCCGUGGCCAUGAUGAUGAUCGGAUCGCUCCUCUACGCCACCAUCUUCGGUAACGUGACCACCAUCUUCCAGCAGAUGUACGCCAACACCAACCGCUACCACGAGAUGCUCAACAGCGUGCGGGACUUCCUCAAGCUCUACCAGGUGCCCAAGGGCCUGAGCGAAAGGGUCAUGGACUACAUCGCGUCCACCUGGUCCAUGUCGCGGGGGAUCGACACCGAAAAGGUGCUGCAGAUUUGCCCCAAGGACAUGAGAGCGGACAUCUGCGUCCAUCUCAACAGGAAAGUGUUCAAAGAGCACCCGGCCUUCCGACUGGCCAGCGACGGCUGUCUGCGGGCGCUGGCCAUGGAGUUCCAGACCAUCCACUGCGCGCCCGGAGACUUGAUCUACCACGCCGGGGAGAGCGUGGACAGCCUCUGCUUCGUGGUGUCGGGCUCGCUGGAGGUCAUUCAGGAUGACGAGGUGGUGGCCAUCUUAGGCAAAGGGGACGUAUUCGGCGACGUCUUCUGGAAGGAGGUGACGCUCGCUCAGGCAUGCGCCAACGUCCGGGCCCUGACCUACUGCGACCUCCACGUCAUCAAGCGCGACGCCCUGCAGAAGGUGCUGGAGUUCUACACGGCCUUCUCCAAUCACUUCUCCCGCAAUCUGCUGCUCACGUACAACUUGAGGAAGAGGAUGGUCUUCAGAAAAAUCAGCGACGUGAAACGCGAGGAAGAAGAGCGCCAGAGACGGAAAAACGAAGCCCCCCUGAACUUGCCGCCAGAUCAUCCCGUGCGAAAGCUCUUCCAGCGCUUCCGGCAGCAGAGGGAGGCUCGCACCGCCACGGACAAACCCAGCGAAGAGCACGACGUGGAAAAGGGUCCCGACUAUGCGGACGUGCCCAAAACGGCCAUCAUCACCACCAGCAUUGUCACGGUAACGGAAAGCCCGGCCACGCCGUCGUCUUCGGCGACCCUGUUGUCGACGAGCCCCGGCGGCGCCCCCGCGGACAAGCUGAAGCUGCAGGUGCCGGCCCCGGUCUCCCUGGUGGGGGGUCGGGCGGCGGAGUCCGGCAAAGUGGUGAAAGGCUGGGGGCGCUUCAAGGAGUCCAUGGCCAAACCCGACAACUGGAAGACGGUGUCCAAAGCGGAGUCCAUGGAGACUUUGCCCGAGCGGACCAAGGGCCACGAAUCCCAGUUGUCGCUGAAGAAGACGGACUCGUGCGACAGCGGCAUCACCAAGAGCGACCUGCGCCUGGACAAGGUCAGCGACUUCCGCUUGACCCCGCAGGACAGGAGCCCCGUCCAGCCCCCCGAGACCAGACGCCCCUUCUACCCCAUCCCCGAGCAGACGCUGCAGGCCUCGCUCCAGGAGCUCAAGCUGGAGCUGAAGGACGACCUGAAGAACAUCAACGUUCGAAUGUCGGGCUUGGAGGCGCAGCUCACCGAAGCGCUCCAGCUGCUCAAAGCCCGGACGCCCACCGCCGGCUCGCCGCAGCAUCUCUUUGACAUUUCCAGACCCGCUUCGCCGGAAGUGGACAAGGAGGACAUCUUCUCUUGAGAGAAACCGGACGCGCCCGGCGCCAUUUUACCGUAAGCUCAGCUGGAAUCCGCUAAUGUCCUGAUUACGCGGACAGCUGGGGCCGCACCGGGGACGCCUUUUAGGCGAGGCCACACCCCACGGCGAGUGACCAGGGAGACGUCACGCCGAGAAGCCAAGGCGGAAGCUCCGAGGUAACACUCCACGGCCGUUAAUUUGUAGAUACCAAACUCGUCUUACUGGUUUCCAGAACGGCAUGACUCCAACGUUGGUGUUCGAUUCCUUGCAUGACGUAUAUCAGCUCAGCCUGCAGAUGCUGCGUGUUCGAUUUGAGCGAGGCGACUCGUUGGCGUUACUAACGUCGGCGUGGCGGCGAAAGAGGCCGGUCGAGAGUUGCGCCGCCAGUGACGUACGCUCUUUUGUUACGGCGCCGUUGAGGGUUGCUUAUGAAUUAUACAACAGCAAACGGUACGAGAAGUUAUUGCUAUUAACGAGGGAUAAACUAAACUAGCGUGACUUUUUUAUUUAUUUUUUUUACAUAGCAUGAAAACACGCCUAACCAGACUCACUCUAAUUAUUGUGUGAAUGCUCCAAAGCAUUCACACAUAUGGUUUUCUACACCAAAAUUAUUCUUCUUCUUCUUCUUGUCCAGUUUUUGGCGCGCUCUUCGUUCCACAUUUUUCACCCGAUUCAAACCGUUCCAGCUUCAAACUGUUCGGCCUAUUCGGGAAUCGCGGGCUUUCCCUUAAAAAAUUCCCAGAUUUUCCAGAAUUCCAGGUUUUCCGGGACAUUUUUCCCAUUCAAAAUGAAUUGGCCAUUUUUCAAACUUUCACCAUUUCCACAUUUUUCAACCUAUUCAAACCAUUCCACCUUCAACAUAUUCCACCAUUCUGGAAAUUCAAGCUACCGUUAUUCCAAGUUCCAAAAAAUUCCAGGAUUUUCCAGAAUUCCAGGUUUUCCGGGACAUUUUUCCCAUUCAAAAUGAAUUGGCCAUUUUUCAAACUUUCACCAUUUCCACAUUUUUCAACCUAUUCAAACCAUUCCACCUUCAACAUAUUCCACCAUUCUGGAAAUUCAAGCUACCGUUAUUCCAAGUUCCAAAAAAUUCCAGGAUUUUCCAGAAUUCCAGUUUUUCCGGGACAUUUUUCCCAUUCAAAAUGAAUUGGCCAUUUUUCAAACUUUCACCAUUUCCACAUUUUUCAACCUAUUCAAACCAUUCCACCUUCAACAUAUUCCACCAUUCUGGAAAUUCAAGCUACCGUUAUUCCAAGUUCCAAAAAAUUCCAGGAUUUUCCAGAAUUCCAGUUUUUCCGGGACAUUUUUCCCAUUCAAAAUGAAUUGGCCAUUUUUCAAACUUUCACCAUUUCCACAUUUUUCAACCUAUUCAAACCAUUCCACCUUCAACAUAUUCCACCAUUCUGGAAAUUCAAGCUACCGUUAUUCCAAGUUCCAAAAAAUUCCAGGAUUUUCCAGAAUUCCAGUUUUUCCGGGACAUUUUUCCCAUUCAAAAUGAAUUGGCCAUUUUUCAAACUUUCACCAUUUCCACAUUUUUCAACCUAUUCAAACCAUUCCACCUUCAACAUAUUCCACCAUUCUGGAAAUUCAAGCUACCGUUAUUCCAAGUUCCAAAAAAUUCCAGGAUUUUCCAGAAUUCCAGGUUUUCCGGGACAUUUUUCCCAUUCAAAAUGAAUUGGCCAUUUUUCAAACUUUCACCAUUUCCACAUUUUUCAACCUAUUCAAACCAUUCCACCUUCAACAUAUUCCACCAUUCUGGAAAUUCAAGCUAUCGUUAUUCCAAGUUCCAAAAAAUUCCAGGAUUUUCCAGAAUUCCAGGUUUUCCAGGACAUUUUUCCCAUUCAAAAUGAAUUGGCCAUUUUUCAAACUUUCACCAUUUCCACAUUUUUCAACCUAUUCAAACCAUUCCACCUUCAACAUAUUCCACCAUUCUGGAAAUUCAAGCUACCGUUAUUCCAAGUUCAAAAAAAUUCCAGGAUUCCUGGUUUUGCAAAGCCCUAUUUCCACCCCCUUUUUCCACAACUACUCCUUCCACAUUUUUCAACCCACUUCAACCAUUUCACCGUCAAAACAUUCCUCUUAGUUAGGACAAAAACAAAGUUGUUUUUUGAACUGGAAAAAUUCCCAGUUUUCCUGAAAUUCCAGGAAUUCCGUAACACCAUUUCUCAAUUCAACAUGUUACUACUUCAACAUUUCUCGACCGAUUUGAAAAAUUUCAACACCAACCAUUUCAACUCAUUCAGACCAUUCAAGUUACCGUUAUUCCAAGUUCAAAUAAAUUCCAGGAUUUUCCAGAAUUCCUGGUUUUGCAAAGCCCUAUUUCCACCCCCUUUUUUCCACAACUACUCCUUCCACAUUUUUCAACCAUUUCACCGUCAAAACAUUCCUCUUAGUUAGGACAAAAACAAAGUUGUUUUUUGAACUGGAAAAUUCCCGGUUUUCCUGAAAUUCCAGGAAUUCCGUAACACCAUUUCUCAAAUCAACAUGUUACUACUUCAACAUUUCUCGACCGAUUUGAAAAAUUUCAACACCAACCAUUUUAACUCAUUCAGACCAUUCAAGUUGUUUACCAUUUUCAAAAAAAUUCCAGAUUUUCCCGAAAUUCCCUAAUACCAUUUACUACUUCAACAUUUCUUGCCCGAUUUCAACAAUUCCAACACCAACCAAUUCAGCUCAUUCAGGACAUUAAUGCUCCUAAUCAUUUUCAAAAAAAUCCCGCUUUUCCCAAAAUUCCCAAAUUUCCAGGAAGUUCCCAUUGAAAUGAAUGGGACAUUUUUCCAAGUCGCACAAUUCCCACCUUUUUCAACCUAUUCAAACCAUUGCAACAUUAACACAUUCCACUCAUCCUGGACAUUCAAACUAACACUAUCCCAAGUUCCAAACCAAAUUCCGGUUUCCCUGGAAAUUCAAACUCGACAACAUUCAAACCAUUCCAACAUUCAGACCAUUUCCGCGUUUAAACGAUUUCAACAUUCAAACCAUUUCUACAUUCAUCCUACUUUCCAUUAGCAUUUCAGUUCAGCGUCAGCUCUCCAACAUUCAAACCAUUUCAACAUUCAAACUAUUCUUACAUUCAUACUACAUUCUGUCAUCAUUUCACUUCAUCUUCAGUAUUGGAGCAUUCACACGCAAUUCAUUCAGGAAUUGCCUCUUCUAGUUAAAUAUCAUUUACAUCUCAGUGCACAAUUCCAUUUUUAGAGCGUCGAGAGUUGAAAGGUAAUUGUUUACAUUUUUGUUCUACUGGAUUGCAUGCAAAAAAAAACCUGUGGGCAAAAGACAACCUCUUUUUGGUGGUUGCUAUGUACGUUUAGAGGAAAUAUGCCAACAUAAAAUGUGCAUUUAUUUCCAUUGGGCAUUGCCUUAUGGUUUGGAAUAUUUUAAAAAAAUUAAAAUAUAUAUAUAUGUAUAUAUUUAAAAAAUAUAUACUAAAUUAAAUAUCCACACAAUUUAUUUUGAGGUGUUUUUUUUUAAAUGCCAAACAUUUACAAACACUGUAUAUGAAAAUUAUUUUUGAAAUGGUUUCAUCAUAAAGAUUAAAAUACCUCUGUAACCA
Messenger RNA from Nerophis lumbriciformis (worm pipefish), 6619 nucleotides. RefSeq names its product potassium voltage-gated channel, subfamily H (eag-related), member 1a (gene kcnh1a). Gene Ontology annotation, biological process: potassium ion transmembrane transport; regulation of membrane potential. Gene Ontology annotation, cellular component: voltage-gated potassium channel complex; plasma membrane. Lineage: Eukaryota; Metazoa; Chordata; Actinopteri; Syngnathiformes; Syngnathidae. The record is from RefSeq and is a predicted model, not a curated record. Gene Ontology annotation, molecular function: delayed rectifier potassium channel activity.